AUGGCGGAUAACGAAAAGAUCCAAGAGUCCAACGAGAAGCGCUCUCACUCUAGCGAGAGGACGGCCACCGGCGCAAACACCACCAAUGUCGAAAAUGUUGACCGACCACGCAAGAAGAGCUUUACCGAUGUCGACACCGGGCACCUCAGUGCCGCGUUCGAGAACCCUCUGAGUGACAUUCCCAAAGAACAGCUGUUGACCGAGGUUGACACAUUCUGCAAAGACAACAAUCUUAUGGAAUAUGUCGACGCAUUCCGAAAAGGUGCAUUGGUCGCCCAGAACCCUCAUGCGCUUCAGUCCAUCAGUGAACUGACCCCGGAGGACCACGAGGUUCUCCUGAGGGAACAUACUCAUCGAUGGAAUCAACCAUUGACCUUGUACUGGCUCGUCAUCAUGUGCUCCCUCGCCGCUGCUGUGCAAGGCAUGGAUGAGACGGUCAACAACGGCGCCCAGGCACUGUAUCUCAAGCAACUCAAUAUUACCACAGAUCGAUUCUCAAAGGACAUGGUAGACAACUUGACGGGCCUUGUUGUUGGCGCCCCGUAUCUGUGCUGUGCGAUCCUCGGUUGCUGGUUGACUGAGCCCUGCAACAAAGUUUUUGCUCGUCGAGGCACCAUCUUCAUAUCCUGCUUCAUCGCUGCGGUGGCCUCCAUUUGGGAAGGUGUUGCCAAUUCCUGGGUCAAUCUGUUCCUGGCGCGAUUUGUUCUCGGUCUGGGCAUUGGUCCAAAAUCUUCCACCGUUCCCGUGUAUUCGGCCGAAUGUGCACCGGCCCCUAUUCGAGGCGCCUUGGUUAUGAUGUGGCAAAUGUGGACGGCUUUUGGUAUCAUGCUGGGGAACAUUAUGGGCGUCGCUUUCGGCGGACUUGCUCCCGAUCUCGGCUGGAGACUCAUGCUUGGUAGCACUGUCGUUCUUCCUCUCAUUGUGUGCGCUCAGGUAUAUUUCUGUCCCGAAAGCCCAAGAUGGUACAUUCAACAUAAACGGCCCGAGAAGGCUUUCCGUUCUUUCCAGCGUUUGAGACACAGCGAUCUUCAGGCUGCUCGAGAUACCUACUAUACCUAUGUGGGUGUCGAGUUGGAACGAAAAGCCAACCGAGGCAAGAACUUGUUCACUCAAUUCGUCGAGUUGUUUACUGUGCCUCGCAAUCGACGAGCGACUCUGGCGAGCUGGAUCGUCAUGUUUGGACAGCAAUUCUGUGGCGUCAACGUCAUUGCUUAUUACAGCACCACGAUCUUUAUCGAAUCAGGAUACUCAACCAACUCUGCUCUAUUGGCGUCUAUGGGCACUGGCAUCUUGAAUUGGGUCUUUGCCAUUCCGGCCGUGUUCACGAUCGAUAAAUGGGGUCGGAGAAAUUUAUUGCUGUUUACCUUCCCUUUCCUUGCCAUCUUUCUGCUGUGGACCGGCUUCAGCUUCUGGUUCCAGGCGCCAAAGGCCAAGGUCGGCAUGGUGACUACCGGAAUGUACCUGUUCGAGGUCUUCUACUCUCCUGGUGAAGGGCCAGUCCCGUUUACCUACUCUGCCGAGGCCUUCCCAGUCCACGUGCGUGAUGUCGGCAUGUCUUGGGCCACGGCAACAACAUGGUGUUUCAACUUCAUCUUGAGUUUCUCGUGGCCACAUCUGUUGACCGCGUUCAAGCCACAAGGUGCAUUUGGCUGGUACGGUGCAUGGUGUAUCAUAUUGUGGUUCUUGAUUUUGCUUUUCGUCCCUGAGACCAAGGCACUCACCCUGGAAGAACUCGAUCAAGUAUUCGGUGUUAGCACACGCAAGCACAUGAGUUACCAGUUGAAGAAUGCCGUCUGGCACUUCAAGACGUGGAUUUUGAGGCAGAAGCUCGAACCCAUGCCAGAGUUCUACCAACGAGCAGAGAAGCUCAACGAAGCAUAG
Exophiala oligosperma is the source of this 1881-nucleotide messenger RNA. RefSeq lists its product as uncharacterized. The record is from RefSeq and is a predicted model, not a curated record. The transcript is spliced from 9 exons. Lineage: Eukaryota; Fungi; Ascomycota; Eurotiomycetes; Chaetothyriales; Herpotrichiellaceae. Gene Ontology annotation, molecular function: myo-inositol:proton symporter activity. Gene Ontology annotation, cellular component: membrane. The coding region runs from base 1 to 1881 and encodes 626 amino acids. Gene Ontology annotation, biological process: transmembrane transport.